GGUUUGAUUAAAUUACACAGUAUACCUGGAACUCCUCGCCAUUUGUAAGUCAAAAUGAUGGGGUGUUGACGAACUGGUCAGUCUCAGCCGUUAUGCUUGUUGAGCGUGUCCAGAUCAACUCUGUUACAUAAUGUCACGAGAUCAAGACCCGAGUUCAAGCUCCUUUCUGGUUGUGGCCAUCGACUUUGGAACAACGUUCUCCGGGUAUGCUUUUCAGUUCCGACAUGACUAUGAGUCAGACGGAAUCAGAAGCAUAUUUGCGAACACGUCUUGGGUAGCAGGCGGGGACGGCUUGAUGUCAUGGAAAACCCCGACCACCUUGCUUCUCAAUACAGACGACUCGUUCAACUCUUUUGGUUACGAGGCAGAAGAAGAAUACAAUGAUUUGAUAGAAAACGAUGAACACCAUGACUACCACUACUUCCGCCGCUUCAAGAUGAUGUUGCAUGACAAAAUGAUCAUGGAUAGGAACGUCACCAUCGAAGAUUCGGGUGGAAGAAAGUACCCCGCUCGAUCUGUCUUCCAACACUCCAUCGCCUAUCUUAAAGAUCAUUUUUUCAAAACCAUAGAAGAUCGCUCCCUGGGGUUAGAGCCUGAAGACAUCACCUGGGUCCUCACUGUGCCAGCUAUAUGGAACGAACCUGCGAAACAAUUUAUGAGAGAGGCCGCUGUUGAGGCUGGGAUACCAUCAAAGAAUCUGCAGUUAGCAUUGGAGCCUGAGGCCGCUUCGCUGUUCUGUAAAUACAUCCCCACAGAGAAACAGACGAACGAAGAUGGACAGAAUAUAAAACUGGUUCCGUUCUGUGCGGGGACUCGGUACAUGAUUCUUGAUCUCGGUGGUGGAACUGGUGACGUCACAGUCCACGAAGUCAUCGACGAGAACACAUUGAAGGAACUCAAUGUAGCUAGCGGUGGAGCGUGGGGAGGAACGAAUGUAGACAGAGCGUACAUGGAAUUGCUGAUAUCGAUAUUUGGAGAGGACGUUAUCAAGAGGUUCAAAACGGAGAGACGAACAGACAUGUUAGAGUUCCAGCGAGAUUUUGAGAUGAAAAAGAGGACCAUCAGAGACAGGAUGGGUCAAAACAUUCGGCCAGUAGUGAUCUCCAUACCAGCGUGUCUCUCAGAGUACGUGAGAGAAAUGAAAGGGUGGUCACUGGAAAACGCCAUUUCCAAUUCAGAAUACGCGGAUAAAAUAAAACUGAAACCGGGAAACAAGUUUGCCUUUGCUAGGGAAUUAAUGGAGACGCUGUUUCAGACGACAAAAGAACAGAUCGUACAACACGUCAGAGAAAUCCUGGAGAACCAAGACUCAGAGAACAGAAUAUCCGCGAUACUGAUGGUGGGAGGGUUUUCGACAUCAAAUAUCAUAGUAGACGCCAUAAAGGAGGCAUUUCCUGACCUUCGGGUUGUGGUUCCCCCAGAACCCGGUCUAGCCGUUGUUAAAGGGGCUGUGUUAUAUGGCCACGCUCCUCUGACAAUAGCGUCUAGAGUUUGCAAGUACACCUACGGCGUGGCUGUCUAUGACACUUUCAAAGAAGGCGUACAUCCGCCUGAAAAAAGAUUAGAGACCAAGACAGAAGUCUUGUGCAAAGAUAUUUUCAACAAGUUUAUUGAGGCUGGCCAAAGUGUCAGUGUUAAUAGUAGCGUGGACAAAACAUAUGACGUAACGGAACCAAACGCUCCAAUGGCUCUGAACAUAUUUGCGACCACCGAGAAAAACCCAGCCUUCACGACCGACGAAAAGUGCGAGAUGUUGGGAAGCAUAACGAUCCAACCACCAGAGGGCGGUUGGAAAAAGGAUGCGAAAAUAAAAGUCUCUAUGAAAUUUGGAGGAACAGAGUUCGAGGUCCAUGCAACUGACGAACAGUCCCCACAGACGGUUUACAGUACACAGUUCGACUUUUUAACUUUUAACUCUAGGACUCGAUCAACACUAGUAUAAGCUGCUGAGUUUUCGAAAGUCUGGGUUAUGGUUCAUUGCAAAAACCAAACGCAAUAUGUUUAAAUAAUUAAAGUAGUUAGACUAGGUAAAGAAGUUUAUUUUAUAUUAUUGAAAAUCGCAUAAUGAAUUCUUUCGUUUGUAAACUUAACCUUUACAAACGAAAGAAUUCAUUAUGCGAUUACAAUUUCGAUAUUUUUUCAAUCUUUAAAAAUUUAUUACAUGUAACACCGAAUUACCUUAUUAUCAAAAUUCAGGCACAGAGUACGUACAUGCAAGGGGGCAACAUAUGUAAUUUUUAUUUAUCAUAAAAAUUACCGGUAUCUUCAUAAUCAAAUAAUUUACUGUUAAUUUGAGUUACUUUUUCCAGCUGUAUUAUUCCAUCGUAGUACAUAUUACAUUUUAUAUUAUAUAUCAAAAGGUUUCCACUCCUCCGUCCAUAUUACUGAACUUUAAAAACCAUUGGACUCCUGAUGAGCUGAAGUUACUCAUACCCUCCCCACCCCCCA
Messenger RNA from Magallana angulata, 2448 nucleotides. RefSeq names its product heat shock 70 kDa protein 12B-like. Gene Ontology annotation, molecular function: ATP binding; ATP-dependent protein folding chaperone. The transcript is spliced from 5 exons. The record is from RefSeq and is a predicted model, not a curated record. The coding region runs from base 131 to 1942 and encodes 603 amino acids. Lineage: Eukaryota; Metazoa; Mollusca; Bivalvia; Ostreida; Ostreidae.